CAAAGAUAAACAGAACCGGCUUUGCAGUUCUCCGACCCUAUUUGCUUUGUCCCCGAGCUCUCGAUUUCUGCUCAGCGUCCGAUGUUUGGGACAGCGAUUAGGUAUGCAGCUAAGACAUCAAAGCCAAAGAUGAAACCAAUAGAGCUUAAAACCCCACCAGAGCAGAGGCAAACAAUCACUAGGGUUCUUUUUGAUAUUGUGAAGGAGCAUGGCCCUCUCACUGUUGCAGAGACAUGGGAACAUGUGAAGGAAGUUGGAUUGAAAGAUUUGACGUGCAAGAGGCACAUGAAGAUAGUACUGAGAUGGAUGAGAGAGAGGCAGAAAGUUCGCCUGAUAUGCAACCAUGUAGGGGCUCAUAAGCAGUUUCUGUAUUCCACUUGGUUUACAAAGCCCGCCUCUGUGCAGGCAAAGACAGUGAAUUUUCCUUCCAAACCAAAGUCCCCCUGAAAGCUUCUGAUCAUCAUCAUUUUAUGUGUACAUACCAAGGGACUCAAUGAUGAAGCUAUACUAGCUCUAAUGAUUGACACUGCUAGAGAUCCCAUGUAUGAUCCCUUGCUGUCCAAUCCAUGUUUUCUUUUGGAUCUUCUAUGGCAUGUGGGCUUUGCAUUUGGUCUUGAUGACUAGACUUAGCACAGUUUCUUAUUUGGCAAAGGUAUACAUUUCUUGUCUCUAAUUUUAUAUAAUGUUUCAGUUUGGUCCAUUAAUUUUAUAAACCGGCUUUUUUAAUCUUCUAA
Prosopis cineraria is the source of this 734-nucleotide messenger RNA. RefSeq lists its product as uncharacterized. NCBI's taxonomy places the organism in Eukaryota, Viridiplantae, Streptophyta, Magnoliopsida, Fabales, Fabaceae. Bases 82 to 447 code for a protein of 121 amino acids. The transcript is spliced from 3 exons. The record is from RefSeq and is a predicted model, not a curated record.